Messenger RNA from Propithecus coquereli (Coquerel's sifaka), 3973 nucleotides. It is a transcript of the gene RASAL3, whose product is annotated as RAS protein activator like 3. The transcript has 17 exons. The record is from RefSeq and is a predicted model, not a curated record. Gene Ontology annotation, biological process: regulation of GTPase activity. NCBI's taxonomy places the organism in Eukaryota, Metazoa, Chordata, Mammalia, Primates, Indriidae. Bases 711 to 3818 code for a protein of 1035 amino acids.
GCGUGUACCCUUCAUUGGUUUUUGGGUUUUGGUUUUGCUCAGCAUUUUUUGUGAUUCAUCCAAGUUCGAUUAUGCAGUAGUCUGUUUGUUCUCAUUGCUGUGUGGAAUUCUGCUGGGUGAAGAAACCACAGUUUAUUCAUUCUACCAUCGAUGGACAUGUGGGUUGUUUCCAGUUUGGGACAAUCACGAAUAGUGUCGGUGGGCAUGUCUGUUGGGUAUCUAUCCAGCAGUCGAAGUGCUGGGUCAGAGGACGCCCAGCUAACAGUGCUAGUAGAUCACAGGUGAAUAGGCCCAUACUCUGGCCAGCAGAGAGGAUGAGAGUUUUAGGUGCUCCGUAUUCUCACCAGUAUUUGUUCAGCAUGGGCCCAUUUUACAGAGAAGGCAACUGAGGCUCUGAGGGAGGGGCAUUUGCUGCCUCGUGGUCAGUGAGGGAUUCUGGGUCCUUCUUGCCAGAAGCCUCUUCUGCCACCUCCUCGCCUCCCUCGCUCUGCCCCCAGCAUCCUGCCCUGACUACCCUCCCAGCCUGGCUGCGGGGUGGGGUGGGACAGACAGGGUCACGUGGAGUUGGGUUCAGCGGGAGGAAGCCAGGCAGGGUGCAGACGGCUGCUGAUUCUGGGGCUGGUCAGGAAAUCAAGGUAAGGGAGGGAGUGCGUGUGAGCCCCAAAGUGGGGUUCCCUGGAGGCAGAACUGAGAAUGGGGAGGGGGCCAAUAUGAGGGCAGUAUGUGGGCAGACACUGGGCAGAACUGUCACUUUCUCGUCCCCCAGGAGAACCCCCACCAUGGACCCACCGUCGCCAAGCCAGGCCUCCCAAACCCAGCCCACGGCCCCCUCUCUGCUGACUUCCUACCGCUGGCACACAGGGGGCAGCGGGGAGAAGGGGGCUGGAGGGUUCCGCUGGGGCCGCCUCGCGGGCUGGGGCAGAGCACUGAGCCACCAGGAGCCCAUGGUCAGCAGCCAACCAGCCCCUCGCUCGCUCUUCCGCCGGGUCCUCUCUGCGCCCCCCAAGGAGUCACGCACCAGUCGCCUCCGGCUAUCCAAGACCCUCUGGGGGAGGCACAAGAACCCAUCGCUGGAGCCGGAGCUGGAGCCAGAGGCCCCAGAGGCGGAGCCAGAGCCGGAGCCCCCUGCCCCACAGAUCCCUGAGGCCCCCACACCUGAUGUGCCCGUCUGGGACAUCGGGGGCUUCACCCUGCUCGAUGGGAAGCUGGUGCUGCUUGGGGGCGAGGAGGAGGGUCCUCGUAGGCCCCGAAUGGGAAGCGCUAGCUCUGAGGGCAGCAUCCACGCGGCCCUGGGGAACCUCAGGGAUCCAGAUCGGAUUCCUGGAAAGACCGAGCCGGAAGCUGCUGGCCCCAACCAGGUCCACAACAUUCGGGGGUUGCUCAAGAGGCUGAAAGAGAAGAAAAAGUCCAGGUCGGAGCUGGGGGCCAACGUCUCCCGGGAUGGACCCCCCAGUGCUCUGGGCUCUAGGGAAUCGCUGGCCACACUCUCCGAGCUAGACCUGGGCGCUGAGCGGGACGUGCAGGUCUGGCCAGUGCACCCCAGCCUCCUGGGGGAGCCCCACUGCUUCCAGGUAACGUGGGCGGGCGGAAGCCGCUGCUUCUCUUGUCGCUCUGCCGCUGAAAGAGACCGCUGGAUCGAGGACCUUCGUCGCCACUUCCAGCCCACCCAGGACACCGUGGAGCGGGAAGAGACGUGGCUGAGCGUGUGGGUUCAUGAGGCGAAAGGGCUUCCCCGGGCGGCGGCGGGGACACCCGGCGUGCGCGCCGAGCUGUGGCUGGACGGCGCGCUGCUGGCGCGCACUGCACCGCGGGCGGGCCCCGGCCAGCUAUUCUGGGCCGAGCGCUUCCACUUUGAGGCGCUGCCUCGGGCGCGUCGCCUGUCGCUGCGGCUGCGCGGCGCGAGCCCGGGGGUCGCGGUGCUAGGCCGCGUGGCGCUGUCGCUGGAGGAGCUGGAGGUCCCACGCGCGCCUGCCGCCGGCCUGGAGCGCUGGUUCCCGCUGCUCGGGGCGCCGGCGGGCGCAGCGCUGCGGGCGCGGAUCCGGGCGCGACGUCUGCGCGUGCUGCCGUCCGAGCGCUACAAGGAGCUGGCGGAAUUCCUCACCUUCCACUACGAGCGCCUCUGCGGGGCUCUGGAGCCCGCGCUGCCUGCGCAGGCCAAGGAGGAGCUGGCGGCCGCCUUGGUGCGCGUGCUGCGGGCCACCGGCCGGGCACAGGUACUGGUGACAGACCUGGGCACCGCUGAGCUGGCGCGCUGUGGAGGCCGUGAGGCGCUGCUGUUCCGGGAAAACACAUUGGCCACCAAGGCCAUCGACGAAUACAUGAAACUGGUGGCACAGGAUUACCUCCAGAAGACCCUGGGGCAGGUUGUGGGGCGUCUCUGUGCCUCCACUGAGGACUGUGAGGUGGACCCCAGCAAGUGCCCAGCCUCAGAGCUGCCCAAGCACCAGGCCAGACUUCGAAACAGCUGUGAGGAGGUCUUGGAAACCAUCGUCCAUUCCUAUGACUGGUUCCCUACAGAGCUGGGCAUGGUGUUCUCAGGCUGGAGAGAAGCAUGCAAAUCACGUGGCUCUGAGGCGCUGGGCCCCCGACUGGUGUGUGCCUCCCUCUUCCUGCGGCUCCUCUGCCCCGCCAUCCUGUCACCCAGCCUCUUUGGUCUGGCACCGGAACACCCGGCACCCAGCCCGGCCCGCACCCUCACACUGAUUGCCAAGGUCAUCCAGAACCUUGCCAACCGUGCCCCGUUUGGUGAGAAGGAGGCCUACAUGGGCUUCAUGAAUAGCUUCCUGGAGGAACAUGGACCAGCCAUGCAACACUUCCUGGACCAGGUGGCCAUGGUGGAUGUGGAUGCUGCACCCAGUGGUUACCAGGGCAGCAGUGACCUGGCCCUCCAGUUGGCAGUCCUGCAUGCGCAGCUCUGUACGAUCUUUGCCGAACUUGACCAGACCACCCGUGACAGCCUGGAACCGCUGCCCACCAUCCUGCGAGCCAUCGAGGAGGGCCGGCCCGUACCUGUGUCAGUGCCAAUGCGUCUCCCCCUCCCCCCAGCCCAGGUCCACACCAGCUUCUCCGCAAGGGAAAAGCCCGGCUUCCUGGCCCCCCGGGACCUCCCCAAGCACACCCCUCUCAUCUCGAAGAGCCAGUCCCUGCGCAGCGUUCACCGCUCCGCCAGUUGGGCCCGGCCGCUGCCCGACGAGGAGCGGCCACAGCGGAGGCCCAGGCCAGUGCAGCGCACCCAGAGCGUCCCCGCCGGGCGCCCUGCCCGCCGCCGCCCGUCUGCGGGGCCCCGGCCGCGACCCAGAGGCUCCCUGCGCACUAGCCCCGCACCGCGCGGCCGGCCCUGGACCGGGGUCUCCACCUCACUGCCGCGGAAGCCGUCGGUGCCCUGGCAGCGCCACCUGGAUCAGCCGCGGGACCGAGACCAGGCGGUGGGCACGCACCGACCUGUAAGCAAGCUGGCAGAGCUGCAGUGCCAGGUGGCUGCGCUGCGCGAGGAGCAGAAAGUGCUGUCCCGACUUGUGGAGUCGCUGAGCACCCACAUCCAGGCCUUGACCGAGCAGCAGGAGCAGCUGCGAGGCCAACUGCAGGAUCUGGACUGCAGGCUGCGUGCUGGGACCUCGGAGUUGGAUCCAGAGCACAGCCUCCCAAGAAGUGAAGGGGACAGUCUAAAAAGUCUGGAGCGCCGCCUGACUGAGAUGGAGAAAUCUCAGGCCCAGCUAAAGGAUGCGGUCCGGAGCCUGCAACUUUCUCCAAGGACGCCCGGGUCCCGGAGCCAGCCUCUGCCCCUCAAAACACCCUGCAUCAAUGGAGACACCACCUGAGCUGUCCUUCCCACCCCACGUGGUCUGCGAGCGUAGCUGUCUUAGGGGGGUGUCUGACCUUGCCUUAGCCCUACAUGGCCUCCAGUGGGGAGUGGUGCUGUAGGUGCCAACCACUCUGGCACUACGAGGCUGCCCAGUAAAGUCUUGAUUUCAGU